GCGGCCGGGCGGACGCCUCUCUGAGCAGCCACUCCAGUCCACGGGGGAACCCUCUCCGCUCCCGGAGCCGCGACGUCAUGAGCCACGGGAAGAGGACCGACAUGUUCCCGGAGAUCGCCGCCGCCGUGGGCUUCCUCUCCAGCCUCCUGCGCACCCGGGGCUGCGUGAGCGAGCAGAGACUCGCGGUGUUCAGCGCCGCGCUCCAGGAGGCGCUAACCGAGCACUACAAACACCACUGGUUUCCAGAAAAGCCAGCCAAGGGCUCAGGCUACCGCUGUAUCCGCAUCAACCACAAGAUGGACCCCAUCAUCAGCAAGGUGGCCAGCCAGAUCGGACUCAGCCAGCCCCAGCUGCACCAGCUGCUGCCCAGCGAGCUGACCCUGUGGGUGGACCCCUACGAGGUCUCUUACCGAAUCGGGGAGGACGGCUCCAUCUGUGUCCUCUACGAGGAGGCCCCGGUGGCCGCCUCCUACGGGCUCCUCACCUGCAAGAACCAAAUGAUGCUGGGCCGGAGAAGCCCCGCGAAGAACUACGUGAUGGCGGUCUCCAGCUAAUGCCGCCCAGUCCCACCCUGGCACUGCUGUACUCAUGCUGCCCCACAGGCCACCAUACCUCAACCUGGGGAACUGGAUUUUUAAAUGAAGAGCUAUUUAUAUAUAUAUAUAUUAUUUUUUUUAA
Molecule: messenger RNA, 678 nt
Organism: Perognathus longimembris pacificus (Pacific pocket mouse)
Lineage: Eukaryota; Metazoa; Chordata; Mammalia; Rodentia; Heteromyidae
Gene: Btg2
Product: BTG anti-proliferation factor 2
Exons: 2
Coding region: 78-554 (158 amino acids)
Biological process (GO): negative regulation of cell population proliferation; negative regulation of mitotic cell cycle
Cellular component (GO): cytoplasm; nucleus
Source: RefSeq, a predicted model, not a curated record